GAUCCAUCACCGAUUUCCUGCACCAGGUCGAUUGUCCUUCCAAAACUCGUCAGUUGUUAGCUACGUGCAGAAGGUGAAACAUGUUCAAAAACUUUGGACUUCGGGAUUUAGCCAUGAUGGCGGUUUGUUUAGAUGAAGAGGAAAGUCAGACAUCUCUGGAGGACAGUGGGAAACGGAGAAUUUGGGUCCAUUCUGCAUGGAAGGAAAGAUCCUCAGAAGGAGAGUUUUCCACGAUCAUGCCUCAUCUGUUGGACGACGAGACGAAAUUUUACCAAUAUUUUCGAAUGUCAAAGUCAACGUUCGACCAGUUGGAGCUCGAACUUAGAGAAACAAUAACCAAGCAAGACUCGUACUUCAGACAACCGAUCAGUCCUACACAGCGUUUGGCUGUUUUUUUGAGGUUUCUAGCUACGGGAGAUACAUUUAAGACAAUAUCCUUCAGCUACAGGUUGGGAAGAAGUACAGUUGCUUCUAUCGUUCAUCAUACGAGCCAAGCAGUUAUUGAGGUUCUUUUGAACAAAGUUAUGCCAGUUCCCGAUGAGGACAAGUGGAAUGAAAUAGCAGCCGAAUUUUGGGACAGGUGGCAGUUUCCCAAUUGCAUCGGUGCAAUGGAUGGUAAGCAUGUGAAGAUACAAGCACCAAAGUCGUCGGGAAGUCUUUACUGGAACUACAAGAAAACGUACUCCAUUGUUCUUCUAGCACUAGCUGAUCCGUGCUACAAUUUUAUUUUUGUUGACGUGGGGAGCUACGGAAGGAACGCAGACAGUGGUGUAUUUUCGAAAUCCAAUUUCGGGAAAAAAAUGCUCCGAAAUGAACUAAAUAUCCCAGGGAACAAGUGUCUUCCAGGUACAAACACUGAACUUCCAAUGGUUGUAGUGGCCGAUGAGGCUUUCCCUCUCACAAACAACAUCAUGAGACCCUAUCCUGGGAAGAAUUUGACGAAAGAACAAAGAAUCUUCAACUACCGAUUGAGUAGGGCUAGGAGGAUAUCCGAAAAUGUGUUCGGCAUUUUAGUGCAAAAAUUCCGUAUGUUCCUCAGGCCUCUCCAGGGAAAUCCUGAUAACAUAACGAGAAUUAUUCUCGCAGCGUGCAUUUUGCACAACUUUAUUCGAAAUCACGAAGGCUGGAAAGUGCCAGAACUCACUCAAGGUACUGAUGACACAACUCCAGGAGAGAGAUCUCGUCUUCAGAGCUUCCCUCGUCGACGAGGAAGGGAAAACCACGAAGCCUUUGAUGUGAGGGAACAGUUUAAAGAAUUCUUCAAUUCCCCGGACGGUAGUGUGGAGUGGCAAGAACGAGUUCUCAUGAUGUAAUUUGAAUUGAUUUACAUUCUU
This is a messenger RNA of Macrosteles quadrilineatus (aster leafhopper), 1334 nucleotides long. RefSeq lists its product as uncharacterized. The transcript is spliced from 2 exons. Lineage: Eukaryota; Metazoa; Arthropoda; Insecta; Hemiptera; Cicadellidae. Bases 81 to 1313 code for a protein of 410 amino acids. The record is from RefSeq and is a predicted model, not a curated record.